Lingula anatina is the source of this 1306-nucleotide messenger RNA. RefSeq lists its product as uncharacterized. The record is from RefSeq and is a predicted model, not a curated record. Gene Ontology annotation, cellular component: cytoplasm. Gene Ontology annotation, molecular function: protein binding. Lineage: Eukaryota; Metazoa; Brachiopoda; Lingulata; Lingulida; Lingulidae.
AUGGGUUCAAUUUUAAGCAAAUUGGACAAUGUUUCACACCGCCAAAGGCAAUAUGAACACCGGGACCAGGAUUUGAACCGUAGCCAGUAUGUAGACCAGGAAAAACUAGAUAUUCUUUAUAAACUGGAUGAAGAUCCCAGUUACCAAGGGCCAGGCGUGGACCAGGUAGGAACAUGGACAGAACUUAACCUUACAGGACUGGGAUGCAGACUUCCAUAUAGCAUACUACGCUGUACAAAACUUACGACACUUAAUGUUUCCAAAAACCAUCUAACGGAGGAAGAACACAUCAUGGCAAUUUUUAAUCUGGAGACACUUGAAGAGUUAAACAUGUCCAAUUGCAGUAUUACUUCAAUUCCCCCAGAAAUAACCGUGCCCAAACAUUUGAGAAAGCUUAACCUAUCUGGAAACCAGCUGACAGAGAUACCACUACCAGUAUGUAGACUCCUGACUUUGGAGGAACUCGAUCUAAAGAACAACAAAAUAACUACCUUCAGCCCAAAUUUUAAAAGACUGUGUAACUUAAAAAAUUUAGAUAUCUCAAAAAAUCCGUUAGAGGAAUUCCCAUUUACAAUAUUAGAGAUGAAAACCUUGGAAAACCUUAAUUUGGCGAGUGCCAAUAUUACUACAAUCCCACAACAGAUAAAACAGUUCACAAAUCUAAAUGGAAUAGACCUGUCUAGUAACCAGUUAGAGGAAUUUCCACAGUCAUUGAUGGGGCUGGAAACACUCAAGACGUUGAAGCUCUCUCACUCCAAUGUUACCACGGUGCCAGCUCAAAUAACACAACUUAAAAAUCUGAAGGAAUUGAAUAUAUCUGGGAACCAGUUGAAAGAAUUCCCAUUAUCAGUUUGUAAGCUGGUGACACUGGAGACCCUAAACAUCUCAAGUACCAACAUCACAACGAUGCCACCUCAGUUAACACAACUUAAAAAUCUAAAGGAAUUGAAUAUAUCUGGGAACCAGUUGAAAGAAUUUCCAAUGUCAGUGUGUGAUCUUGUGACACUGGAGACCCUUAACAUUUGGAACAACAUCAUUUUUACGGUGCCACCUCAGAUAACACAACUUAAGAAUCUGAAGGAAUUGAGGCUAUCUUGGAACCCCCUUAAUAAAUUCCCAAUAUCAGUGUGUAAGCUGGUGACACUGGAGACCCUAGACAUCUCACGAACCAACAUCACUACAGUGCCACCUCAGAUAACACAACUUAAGAACCUGAAGGGAUUAAACCUGUCUCAGAACCAGUUGAAAGCAUUUCCAAUGUCAGUGUGUAAGCUGGUGACACUGGAGACCCUUGAGUUCUUUAAAA